Messenger RNA from Sphaeramia orbicularis (orbiculate cardinalfish), 2526 nucleotides. RefSeq names its product protocadherin alpha-3-like. Gene Ontology annotation, molecular function: calcium ion binding. Bases 124 to 2526 code for a protein of 800 amino acids. Gene Ontology annotation, biological process: homophilic cell-cell adhesion. Gene Ontology annotation, cellular component: plasma membrane. The transcript has a single exon. The record is from RefSeq and is a predicted model, not a curated record. NCBI's taxonomy places the organism in Eukaryota, Metazoa, Chordata, Actinopteri, Kurtiformes, Apogonidae.
UUACAGCGAGACGGUGACUGGGAGUACGGUGCUGGAUUUUUGUAUUUUUUAUAAUCUUUCCACCGUGAACUGAUGAUCUACAGUUCUUGCCUUGAUGGAGACUAAACUAUAAACAAAAAGAAAAUGAUGGACGCGUUCGGAUUUGUACUCUCACCUAAAAGCAUGAAACAAAGAGGAUGGGGACAGCGACUACAAUUGCUUGGCGUUUUGAUUUUGCUCGGAUUUUGCAGAGAUGCUUCAGCACAGUUAAGGUAUUCUAUAUCUGAAGAGCUUCCACAGGGAAGUGUCGUUGGUAAUAUAGCGAAAGAUUUGGGAAUAGAACUUAAUUUAUUGAAGCGCCGGGGGUUUCGUAUUAUGCCUGACUCCACUGAACCUCUUUUCAGUGUAAACGACAGUGACGGGGUCCUUUAUGCAACGCGUAAAAUAGAUCGAGAGGAAGUGUGUAAAGACAGCAGUGCGUGUUUAAUUAAUCUAAAAACCGUGCUCGAAAACCCAUUAGAAGUACAUUAUGUUACUGUGGAGGUAACAGAUUUAAACGACCACUCUCCCACGUUUCCAGAAAAGACGAAAAGGCUUGAAAUAUUCGAAUCUGCAUUGCCAGGAGCAAAAUACCAGCUACAAAAUGCUCAUGACCCGGACGGUGGCACAAACUCCAUUCAACAGUAUAAAUUAAGUCCAAAUGAACACUUUCGUUUGGAGGUUAAAGAUAGAGGUAGAGAUGGUAAAACUCCAAUAUUACAGUUGCAAAAACAACUGGACAGAGAGAUAAAAAAUAGUCAUAAAUUAAUUUUGACAGCCAUUGAUGGCGGGAAUCCUCCAAAGACAGGGACGGUUGAAAUAUAUAUCGAUGUCUUAGAUGUCAAUGACAACAUGCCUGUCUUUACCAAAGAUUCAUAUUCAGUCGUCCUAGAAGAAAACGCACCAAUUGGUACAACUGUAAUCCAAGUAAACGCAACAGAUUUAGACGACGGCUCCAACGGGGAAGUGGUUUAUUCGUUUGGCAGUGCUGUAAAAGGAAAAACUAGAGAGUUAUUUGACAUUGACUCUGUUACUGGGGAGAUAAUUGUGAAAGGUAAGGUAGACUACGAGGAACAAGAUAGUUAUGAUAUUGACAUCCAGGCCUCUGAUAUGGGAAGCAUUCCGUUCAGGACGGAUAAAAGUGUAAUAAUUAAAAUAGGUGAUACAAAUGAUAAUGCUCCUGUCAUAGAAGUGGCAUCAUUGUCCAGUGCCGUUUCAGAAGACUCUAGAUCAGGGACAACUGUAGCUCUCAUUAGUAUUACUGAUUUGGAUUCUGGAAUAAAUGGAAAAAUAAUAAGUUAUAUUGACAAAGAAAGUCAUUUUACCAUAAAACCAUCAAUACAAGAUAACAUGUUUGCUGUUGUCACAAAGUCACAGCUUGACAGGGAACAAGAAUCAAGUUAUGAUAUAACAAUAGUUGCUAAAGAUGCAGGUGAGCCAGCAUUAACGUCCGAAAAAACUAUCAGCAUGUUUGUGUCAGAUAUAAAUGACAACAGUCCUGAGUUUUCAGUGAGUCCAUAUACUUUCUAUAUCACCGAAAACAACCCGCCAGGUGCUUCUGUGUUUUCUGUAAAAGCGUCUGAUCGUGAUAAGGGAGAAAAUGCGCUUAUUUCUUAUCGUAUUCUUAGGAAUGGAGGGGAUGAAAAUAAAGUGAUAUCUUUUCUUAACAUCAACUCUGAAAACGGAGAUAUUUUAGCCCUGAAGAGUUUUGACUUUGAAACUCUGAAAACGUUCCAGUUCCAAGUUGUAGCCACAGAUUCUGGAACUCCGUCACUGAGCAACAACGUGACAGUCAACGUGUUCAUUCUGGAUCAGAACGACAACGCUCCAGUCAUUCUGUAUCCACUCAGCUCCAACAGUUCUGCUGAAGGUGUGGAGGAGAUUCCACGGAAUGUCAACGCAGGACACUUGGUGACUAAAGUCCGAGCCUAUGAUGCUGAUAUAGGAUAUAACGGCUGGUUACUGUUUUCACUGCAGGAAGUUACUGACCACAGUCUGUUUGGUUUGGACCGCUACACAGGACAGAUCAGAACACUUCGCUCAUUCACAGAAACAGACGAGGCUGAGCACAAACUAGUCAUACUGGUCAAAGACAAUGGGAACGUAUCCCUGUCAGCAACAGCUACUGUGGUUGUCAAAGUUGUGGAACCAAAGGAGGCUUUUGCAGCUUCUGAUGUUAAAAGUGCAUCAAAGGAUGAUGACAGUAAUGUGACUUUUUAUCUGAUGAUAACUUUGGGCUCAGUUUCAGCACUUUUUAUCAUCAGUAUCAUUGUUCUUAUUGCAAUGCAGUGCUCCAAGACCACAGACUAUACAUCUAAAUAUUUAGAGGAUAAGAACUACGACGGGACACUUUGUCACAGCAUCCAGUAUAGAUCUGGAGACAAACGGUACAUGUUGGUUGGACCCAGAAUGAGUAUAGGAUCUACUAUAGUCCCUGGAAGUAAUGCAAAUACUCUGGUUCUACCUGACAGGAGAAAAGCAUCUGGAGAGGUAAGAAUCAUAGUUUGA